Molecule: messenger RNA, 822 nt
Organism: Bursaphelenchus xylophilus (pine wood nematode)
Lineage: Eukaryota; Metazoa; Nematoda; Chromadorea; Rhabditida; Aphelenchoididae
Source: the annotation of a GenBank genome assembly
AUGGAACGGAGUAAAGGCUGGAGUUUGAUUCAGAAAUGUGUUCCGCGAAUAAUCGAAUACGGGCGAUCAGAGGGCAUCCUUCAGGUCAGGGAGAAUAAGGUUAGCCAUGUCCGAUUCAUUAGUUACAUCUUCAGACAGCCUUUCAUAUUACGGGAAUUGUAUUGGCCGCCCAAGAAGAGGCCCAUCAACAUUCCAAGGACAACAAGAACGGGGACAAGGUCAAUCUGCCAACCAAUGACAUCACCAUUAUGCAUGAAGCCAUUCCUUUUCUGCCAGUUCCAAUGGCCUUAGCCUGCCUUUUCCUCAACAUAUGUUUACCUGGAACAGGGACUAUAGUUAGUGGACUGAGUGCACUAUGUAUGGGCCAACCGAGGAUCAACUUCAAGGAGGGACGCAAGUUGAUGACGUUGAUUAUCAAUUUCUUGGUCGGGGUCAGUCAAUUCUUUACGAUUACCUUUCUGUUUGUGGGUUGGUUCUGGUCUAUUGCUUGGGGUGGCCUCAUUAUAAUCCAUUCAAGUAAGUCUAAUUGGAUUAAGUUACUAUUGUUUCGGCUUUUUUGUACGAUAGUUUUUGGUAACAUGAACUUUUUGAACUGGCGCUUCAUACAGCCUCUAUUAAUAAAAUGUUUGUAAUACAUUUUUUAACAUUACUUUUACUCUAGUGCAAUACCGGGAGGCUCUUCAACAACGUCGGCAAGAAGCUGUAGCUACCGCUGCCAUUGAGGCCUUAACGAAAGACUCAAUUCUUCACAGACGGGAUGUUAAAACGCUUGUGAAACAACACAAGGACAAGGUGCAGAGUCAGCGGGAAGGCACCAAAUGA